Messenger RNA from Symbiodinium sp. CCMP2592, 168 nucleotides. Lineage: Eukaryota; Dinophyceae; Suessiales; Symbiodiniaceae. The record is from the annotation of a GenBank genome assembly.
AUGGAGGUGGACAUCGAUGCAGGCGAGGAGGAUUUCUUCGGGUGCGAGGCGCUGCGGAAGCAGAUCUCUGAGUUCAACCCCUUUGAACCCGAAGAGGACGCGUUCGCCGCCAUGUACGACUGGAAGACGCCGCCUCCGUCGCCCGUUUCGGCGAAGGGCUCCGCGUGA